Molecule: messenger RNA, 2300 nt
Organism: Ruditapes philippinarum (Manila clam)
Lineage: Eukaryota; Metazoa; Mollusca; Bivalvia; Venerida; Veneridae
Product: putative autophagy-related protein 11
Exons: 5
Coding region: 43-672 (209 amino acids)
Source: RefSeq, a predicted model, not a curated record
AGUUAAUACCUCGUCGAUUACAUUUGGUUUAAUUGAUGAUCAAUGCAGACUGACAGAGGAAAGAGAUUACGUUUUGGAAUGGUGAUUAAUUGUAAUGUUGGAGGUUCAGAACAUGAACACAGGGAUGACAAUGAAUUGUUGGCUUGUAUAAAAAGAAAUGAGGAACACGUUACAAUGACAAGGCUUAGUUUGCAAAUGGAAGACACAUUAAUUGCAUUGAAAGAAAAUCUGAGAUAUAUGAAAGACAAGUUAAACACUGAAGAUAAUAAUGGAAAGUAUUGUGCUGCUGCUGAAGAGGCGAGGGCAUCCGCAGAAAAAGCAAGGGAAAACGCUGAGAAAGCUAGGGUGGCUGCUGAAAAGGAAGUAGCAAAAGCCGAGUAUGCAAAGACAAAGAAUGAGGAGGCUAAGACAAAGAAAGAGGAGGCUAAGGCAAAGGUUGCGGAGGCUAAGACAAAGGUUGAGGAGGCUAAGGCAAAAGUUGAAGAAGAAAGAAACAAAAGAAUUUUUGAACUAUUGAAAUACAGCGGCAGUAUUGGCAUGAAUAACCUGCGAAUGAUACUUGGCAAUGUAACAGGUUCAAUGGAUACAACGUCUGAUCUAUAUGUACGCACGAACACAUUGGCAGAUAGUGUUCCAUCGGAUACCGAUAGCGAUUACACGAAAAGAAAAUAAUUGCAUAACUUUCAGCGAAAUCACUGAUUAUAUAUUUAACAAGUAAAUUUGCUCUAAUGAUAAAGAACCGUCGGCAGUAUAUUAAAAUUGGAAAAAUCAGUUAAUGUAUGUUACAUUAGUGUGUAUGUGUAUAUAUAAAUGUUUUUGCUGGUGCAGUCCCCGGGCGAAGCGAACAUUUGGAUAAUUGGCUAAUCGCCACUCACCGUCGAUUAAAAUAUAAUGUGGAAUGAGCGUUCGGUCACUGAAGGAGAAAUUAAUAUUAUUAUAGUAUUAUUAUAGUUAGCUUUCCAGAGUUUGGUCAUACUCGGCAGUUUGCCCACCUAACUGGUUCUUCAGCAUAACUAUUCGGUCUCUGUAUUGUAAUGACUACGUAUCGAGGAAGAUUUUUAAGUCAUCCAUGUGAGACUGCCAGGAUAUGAUCAAAAAUGUCUUGAAUCUGGCGCAAUAGAAAAUCAAAUAUGCAUUUUAUGUGAUUUCUAAUCAUGAACUACUGAAACUAAAUCACUUACUAGGUAAAUAUUUUAUCUCUUUUAAUUACUAGUUUGAUUUUCUUUCUUUUUUCUUCAUUGUUUUUCCUUUUGCAAAUAUACACGGUAUGUGAAAGGAUGUGUAAAGUAAAGUUCAAUGGUAAUUAUAUUUUUUUGCUUAUAGACAGAUAUUUCAUCAUACACUGGACAAAUGAAUUACUCCUUUCUUUUGAAAAUUGUUAUUUAUUGUUAUUUGUUUUAUUUAAUUAUUUUUUUGUUUGUUCAUUUUUAAUAAUUACAUCAUUUUUAGUUUGCUUCGCUCUAUUAAGACGCAAAUGAUCACUCUAUUUAAAAACACAAUCUGAAAUAAUAAGGUAAAGUUGAGAAACAAAAUUCGAAAUUACUUCGACAUUGGCGUAUUAUGCGUAUGCACGACUCACAAUCCGAUAUUUCAUCUGCUUUUUCUGAAGAACACAUGCUACAACUUGUGUCAUUUUGAUUUUGCUCCGUAACAGUAACAAAUUUGUAAGCAACAAUGUCCCAGUAUAAAAUUAAGAUUCGGAAACUUCGGAUGGGUAUCACGCUUACUAGCUCACAAAUGUUACUUUCUUUUUUAAUCAAUGUGUAACUUGUGUAUCGUUAAUAGUUUAUCACUGGUAUAUUGUAUCCUCCGUGUUAUGUUGUAUUUGGUUGGUAUUUGCCUAACUGUUGUGUCUUCAUUUGUUUUCCAUAGUGUGGUAGUGUUAUUGUAAAUGUAGUCUGCUUCGUAAGAGAGGUCACGGCAAGUUGAAAGGUUGUAUAAAUGUGUUCACUCAUAUUUCUCGUGCCUGGCCCUAAAAUUUCUUCUUGCUUAAGUAAAAUAUUUCCCAUCGCCAGUUCCAUAUAGUAAGAGUAACCGAUAACAUUAUUUACAGUAAAGUUGUGUUACAUGUAUAUUAGUCGUUACUUAAUAGUAAACUUGAACAUCAUUUAUUGAAAGUUCUUGCAUGGUGAUCCUGGUAAGAAUUUAUAUAUUUGUGAUGUCAAAUUCUUUUCCAUUGAUAAAUUGGAUAAAAUGUGUAAUUUUAUUGUUCUGUUAAUCACUUAUUUGUAAUUUCCUUUGUAUUUAGUUUGAAGGCUCGUUUUUGUAUGUCUAAUAAUAAAAGAAUGAACUAGAAGAAA